Racocetra persica is the source of this 1370-nucleotide messenger RNA. The record is from the annotation of a GenBank genome assembly. Lineage: Eukaryota; Fungi; Glomeromycota; Glomeromycetes; Diversisporales; Gigasporaceae.
GAAAACAGCAUAAACGAAGGGUUAAAGGCCUCUUACAAGGUGUGGAUGGAGUAUUCGAUGCUGAUUAUGAUUAUAAACCAUUAAAUCAACUAAUUGCUGAUCGUGAUAGGGUUGUUAAAGAAAAUGACAGAUUACACCUGCAUGAGUCGCGAACGAUAGCCGACAUUAAAAGAAUUGAAAAAGAAAUCGCCGAAUUGACCGCAAAAAAACUUAGUCUUGAGUCUAAUCUUACAAAUUUUUGCAUCCGAAAAGUUGAAUUGAAUGACCAAUUGGAAGAUUUAAACGAAAAAAUCGCCAAUUUUGGAUUAGAAGAUAAUCAUAAUGGGCACAAUACGCAUAGUAAGAAAGGAAAAACAAAUUUAAAACAGCAGCAGCAACCAGGAACCUGUAUAAAGAUUUUAGAAGGACACGAUGAUAUGAUUUUAUGUCUUGACUUUGAUAAACCUUAUGGUACUCUCGCUACGGCCUCUCUGGAUAACACUUUGAGGUUAUGGAAUUUGGCGAAUUAUCAAAGUUUAGGAAUUCUAGAUGGCCAUAAGGGCGUUGUAAAUUGCAUGCGUAUGGAUAAGCGUCGCUUGGUUACUGGGUCUCGUGAUUGUACUAUUAGACUAUGGGAUAUCUCAAAAGUGUCAUCACCUUCUAAAGUCAAACAGAUAUCUGAAAUAAAAUUUAAUCAGGGUGAAAAUGGAUUACCUUUUAUUGGUGACGAUUGCUGGCUAGCAACAUUAGAAGGACAUACGGGGAGUGUCACAUGUUUGCAUUAUGAAAAUGGCUGUUUGGUAUCGGGUUCAUCAGAUAAGACUAUGAAACAAUGGGAUAUGGAAACAGGACAAUGCAUUUUAACAAUGGACAUUUUAUGGGCCAUGUCCAGUUCAAAAGCUGAACUUAAGCAAGUAGGUUUUUUCUCAGGAGAAUACGCAUUUGAAUAUGGAGAUUUUGUCGGAGCUCUGCAAUUCCGAGAUGUUGGUUUGGCAAGCGGAACUGAAGAUGGUGUAAUUCGAAUGUGGGAUUUGAGAACAGGUCAGGCUCAUCGCGCAUUGCUCGGCCAUACUGGCCCUAUAACGUGCCUUCAGUUUGAUGAUUUACAUGUCGUAAGUGGAAGUGUUGAUAAAAGUAUAAAGAUAUGGGAUCUAAGAACGGGAUCCGUAAUCGAUACUUUUUUGUAUGAUCAUAGCGUCGUCAGUUUACAAUUUGAUCCUCAAAAAAUUGUCUGUAGCGUUGGCACUAAUGAUAUAAAGUUAUAUAAUAGAAUUUCGUUUCAACAAUCUAAAAUCGAAGGGCACACACUACCUGUACGAUGUAUAAGAUAUAAGGGUUCAAUAUUAUCUUCGGGUGGUCAAGAUAAUCUUAUAAAAAUAUGGGCGUUAUAA